AUGGGCCGUGUCGAGACGUCACUCGGCAGACCUCCUGCGGCUUUCCGCAAGGACGCGAGAGCGAAGAAGGCAAGAGCUACCUUGAACCAGCUCAUCCCCUCACUGCUGUCCGCCCACCCACGGGCUCGACGAGGCAUCGAAGCAGCCGAGCUCAUCUCAGACCCUCCGAGAAGAGUGUCACCGGACAAUGUAUCAGCGCCGCGUGUUGUGUUGCAAGCAGCCGACACCCUCACGGCGGCCAGAUCUCUGCGAGACGAAGCCCUCGCCGACUACAAAGAGAUCAGCCUGGCCAUCCUGAACAUGGCAUCGCCUUUGUCGCCCGGAGGCGGCUUCCUGAACGGAGCCGGCAGCCAGGAAGAGAGUCUGUGCAUGCGGACGACCCUGCUUCCCUCGUUGAGGGACGAGUACUACCGCCUCCCCGAGCUGGCCGCCGUAUAUACCCCGGACGUCCUCGUCUUCAGGGACGAGCAGGAGGACCAAGUCCUUCCCAAGCGAGAUCGGUGGCAUGUGAACUGCAUCACAGCAGCGAUGCUGCGCAGCCCCGAGACUGAGCGCGACGCCCUGGAAAGGGGCAGGUAUGUCCACGAAAGAGACCGCGAGCUGGUCCUCCAGAAGAUGAGGAUGGUCCUCCGCAUCGGCCAGAUGAAGGGCGACAGGGUGCUCGUCCUGGGCGCGUGGGGUUGUGGCGCGUACGGGAACCCUGUGGGGGAGAUCGCCGCAGCCUGGCGCAGAGUUCUGCUGCCGACGCCGGAUGCCAGGGGCAAGGCAAAGGCCCAGAGGGAGACGUGGGCUGGGAUAGACAAGAUCGUGUUCGCAAUCAAGGACCCGGGGAUGGCUCAGGCCUUUGCGGCAGCGUUCGGUCAAGGACUUGAGCACGAGGAGGGUCCCGAACCGACCGAAGGAGAAGGAGCGGCGGACGUGGCCAACCACAAGAGGCUCGACCUGAAGGAGCUGCAGGACAGGAUCAGUGAGUUGGAGGCACGCAUCGAGGCGGCACCCAGUGCUCUGCUGAGGAGCGGUCUGGCUUCGAUCCGCCAGAGCCUGCAGGCCCAGGUGCAGGAAGUGGAAGCAGGCGAUACGAGCUCCGAGGAAAGCUACAGCAGCAGUGGAGGCAGAGCAAGGCGCCACGAGGUACAGCAGCAGCCGGGUGCAACAAAGACCUAA
Thyridium curvatum is the source of this 1164-nucleotide messenger RNA. RefSeq lists its product as uncharacterized. Bases 1 to 1164 code for a protein of 387 amino acids. The transcript has a single exon. The record is from RefSeq and is a predicted model, not a curated record. NCBI's taxonomy places the organism in Eukaryota, Fungi, Ascomycota, Sordariomycetes, Thyridiales, Thyridiaceae.